Elephantulus edwardii (Cape elephant shrew) is the source of this 600-nucleotide messenger RNA. RefSeq names its product ribosomal protein S12 (gene RPS12). The record is from RefSeq and is a predicted model, not a curated record. Bases 1 to 600 code for a protein of 199 amino acids. Gene Ontology annotation, cellular component: cytosolic small ribosomal subunit; ribosome. The transcript is spliced from 5 exons. Gene Ontology annotation, biological process: translation. Lineage: Eukaryota; Metazoa; Chordata; Mammalia; Macroscelidea; Macroscelididae. Gene Ontology annotation, molecular function: structural constituent of ribosome.
AUGGCCGAGGAAGGCAUUGCUGCUGGAGGUGUAAUGGACGUAAAUACCGCUUUACAAGAGGUGCUGAAGACCGCCCUCAUCCACGAUGGCCUAGCACGUGGAAUCCGCGAAGCUGCCAAAGCCUUAGACAAGCGCCAAGCCCAUCUAUGUGUGCUUGCAUCCAACUGUAAUGAGCCUAUGUAUGUCAAGUUAGUAGAGGCCCUUUGUGCUGAACACCAAAUCAACCUGAUAAAGGUUGAUGAUAAUAAGAAACUGGGGGAGUGGGUAGGCCUCUGCAAAAUUGACCGAGAAGGAAAGCCCCGCAAAGUAGUCGGCUGCAGUUGUGUAGUUGUUAAGGAUGUGUUUGCUAAUAUCCUGCUGAUUGAUAGUAAAUGUGCAUUUCUGGCUCCCAUGUCCACAUGGUCCCUGCUAGUGCCCACCCUGCGAAUGUCUAGGUGUGGACCAGACCUCUUUGCAUUAAAGCACGCUCCCAUGCCCAGCAGCAUGCCUGUGCCUUAUGCAGCCCACCCACACCCUAUGCUAGUGUGCUUGUCUCCAGGCCCUACCUUGCAUCUCCUCAUGUCCAGGCAAUUAACUGCCUUUAGUCCAGACCGCCUUUGA